AUGUGGAGUAUGGUGAGGAUGACUCGGAUGAUGAUAAGCAGAUCGACCUCGAAAAGCAUGAGGAAGAUGAGAAGGGAAAGGCAAGGCUUGGCUUGUCUGGCCCGACCUCGGGCAAGCUCGAGAAGGUACCCGAAGUGCCGGACACUGACCAGGAGAGUGAAAGUGAGGGUGAGGAGGGUCGCCGAAGAUCUACAGUGGAGCUCACCCAGGGUCAGCAGGACUUAUAGCGGGAGCUCAACGGCUUCAAGAAGUUCUCCGAUUCGCUUCUAUCUAAAUCAUCCAAGAUGCACAACCUGCUCUCGCAGCUGGAAGAAUACAUUCCAGAGAUGUCCGAAGGCGCAGACAAGAAGAAG
This is a messenger RNA of Symbiodinium necroappetens, 353 nucleotides long. The record is from the annotation of a GenBank genome assembly. Lineage: Eukaryota; Dinophyceae; Suessiales; Symbiodiniaceae.